This is a messenger RNA of Halichondria panicea, 1213 nucleotides long. RefSeq lists its product as uncharacterized. Bases 11 to 838 code for a protein of 275 amino acids. NCBI's taxonomy places the organism in Eukaryota, Metazoa, Porifera, Demospongiae, Suberitida, Halichondriidae. The transcript is spliced from 3 exons. The record is from RefSeq and is a predicted model, not a curated record.
UAGCGGCACAAUGGAAAUGACCAGCAUCAAUACAGUGAAGCAGAAAAAUUCCAUUGAUCCCACCAAAGAUCACACAAGCAAAGCUGACACCAAUCAUGGAGACAUAUCCAGCACUGGCGAUCAGUCUCUAGUAACAACGCAUUCAAGGCGAUGCAAAUGGUCGUGGCUCUUGACGAUAAUAAUCUUACUGGUUGUCAUUGUGGUACUAACAGUGGUGGUCUUAGCAGUCUUACUGCCUGUUCUCACACUAGAGCUAUCUCAUACUGAUACGUCAACUCCGCCCACUACUGGUUCUGAAAAUUCUUUAGUGUUUCCAACUACUACUGUUUCUGAACCUCCAUGGACAACAUCAACUCUGCCCACUAAUGUUUCUGAAUCUCCAUGGACAAUAACGUCAACUCCGCCCACUCAGCCCACUACUGGUUUUGAAGAGCCUACAUUUUCUACAACAGACAUGAAUACUGUUCUUCCUGCAUCACCCCUAAACAUCAAUGUAAACAGCAUAUGUCAACUUCCUGAAAUGUCUGCAAUCUUUGUUAACUCAUUUAUCAAGAGUACACAUGACUCGAUAAGUCUCACUGUAAUUGAAAAGAACCAGCUUUCUCGAGGAUUUCUCAUUGACUUCACAGUCAACGAUUGUCAAGAACUGGAUGUUGACCAUGUUGCUGUGAAUAAACCGAUCUCUUUCAGCGUAACUAGACCAAUACAACACGUUGACGAAGGCUAUUAUUUGAAUGGGUCCAGUCUAACAUAUUCAAUUACCCCAUCUCAAGCUAUUGUGUCCAGCUCAUGUGAUUGCCCAGUUAUUCUAGCGAUAUAUGAUGACCUGGAAGUAUAAUUAUACCGAGUUUCUGAAUCAGAAGACUGGCAUACAAACUGGUUUUUUGUUUAAAUUUUGUUUAAACCGAAGUCGGUUGUCUGCGAUGAUAGUGCUCAAUAAAAACUCCUAUUUAUACGCUGGUCUGGUGAUCUGUACUACUAUGGUACCUACUACCAUCAAUCUACGCAUCUCUGGAAUUUCUCAUCAAUAUAAUAUCCAUGAGAUUGCAGAGAAAUCUAUAAGUACGUGCACGGUUAUAUUAUAUGACGACAACAUCAGGCAAUGUACUGUUUCACUAUCUAGUAUUUCUAUGACUGAGGAAAACGAUGAAUUGUGUGUUGUUGCUAUAGUACCUCCCACUCCAAGUAGCAAUAGAAAACAGUGCACUCCAAA